Molecule: messenger RNA, 3677 nt
Organism: Perognathus longimembris pacificus (Pacific pocket mouse)
Lineage: Eukaryota; Metazoa; Chordata; Mammalia; Rodentia; Heteromyidae
Gene: Polrmt
Product: RNA polymerase mitochondrial
Biological process (GO): mitochondrial transcription
Cellular component (GO): mitochondrial DNA-directed RNA polymerase complex
Molecular function (GO): mitochondrial promoter sequence-specific DNA binding; DNA-directed RNA polymerase activity; protein binding
Source: RefSeq, a predicted model, not a curated record
CGGUGCGGACGUCGGGCAGCAUGUCGGCCUUGUGUUGGACCCGCGGCGCGACCGGGUUUCGCCGGACGCUGCGGUACUCCGGCCGCACCCGCCCUGCGGCCCUGGAAGGGACCAUGACUGCCCUUGGAGGCCCCAGAAGGAGUUCAUCUGCCAGCCCACGUGAGCUAGACCGCAGGAAGGACUGGGGCCUCGCAGAGCUGCUGGAAGUGCUGGAGGCGCGGGUGCGGCAGCUGCAGGCUGAGAGCCUGUCUGAGGUGACCGUGAAUCGGGUGGAGGUGGCCCAGGUCCCCACAGCCCAGGCUGUGUGGGAACAGAAGCUCAAACGGGAAAAGCAGAAUCAGCAGAAGCGCCAGCCUCAGAUAGAGAAGUGGCUGAAGAAACAGACCCAAAAGCAGGCGUACAAGCUGAAACACCCGGGCCUGCUCCUGGAGCCCCAGUUCCAGAGCCAGCAGCUGAUCAACUGCUUGGACAACAAGAAGGUUCAUAGCCCCUGGGAAGAGAAGCUGGAAAAGGUGCUACAGCAGGUUCCACAGAAGCUGAGCGUAGAGACCCAAGCCCCACCGGCCAUCGAGGAGGAGGAGGAGGAUGAAAAGCAGGUGUCCGGCCGGCCGCAGAACAUGCUGUCCUUCCUGCAGGGCUGCCUAUCUGCCGACCAGCUGCCCCUAGCCCACCACAUGCUGGUCACUCAGCACUCAGCACUCCAGCGCCGGAAGCAUCCACCGCUCACACUCGCCAUGUACAACGUGGUCAUGCUUGGCUGGGCCCGCAAGGGCUCCUUCAAGGAGCUGGUGUAUGUGUUCUUCAUGGUGAAAGACGCCGGCCUCACUCCAGACCUGCAGUCCUAUGCAGCUGCCCUCCAGUGCAUGGGGAGGGUGGACCAGGACGCCCACACCAUCAAAAGGUGUGUGAAGCAGAUGGCCCGGGACGGGCUGCAGCUGGAGCAGCUCUUCACAGACCUGUCCAUGUCCUCCGAGGAGCGCGCCGCCAUCCUGCGCGCUGUGCUCAAGGCUCAGCCUGACUUCCGUGUCCCACAGCGCCCACCCCAGGUCAACACGUCCACGCUGCUCAGCGACAUCUAUGCCCCGGAAGGACUCAAGCUGUACCCAAAGCUGCACUGACCCUAAAAAACGAUGCAGGACCUCUUCAAGGACCAGCUGCACCUGGAAAUGCAGGCCACCAUCUCUGUGGAGUCUGUGGAGAAGCCCCCAACGCUGACCGAGCAGGUCUUAAAGGCGCGGAAGACCCUGAACGCCCUGCGCACCCAGUGGAAGGCCGCACUGCUGCGAGUACUGCAGGAGACCAAGACCCGCAUGGGCUGCGAGGCGCACCAGGGUCAGCCCUCGCUCUACCCCUUCCUGUCGCUGCUCAGCGAGAAGGACCUGGUGGAGCUGCUCAUGCAGACUUUGCAGACAUUGCCCUCCCAGGGCGAGUCACUCAUGUUCAUGGCCCACAACCUGAGCAUGCACCUCUUCAACCGGCAUGCUGUGCAGCAGAAGAAACUCAGCAAUGAGUUGCAGCAUCUGGAGCGGCGGUACAUGCAGUAUGUACGCCUGCUGGCCUCUGAUGCCCAGGUGGACACACCCUGCCUACCUCGGCAGCACUGGGAGGCACUGGGGGAAAAUGACGAGGCACCACAGCAGUCCUGGCCUGUGCCACUGAUCCUGAAGCUGGGCAAACAUCUGGUCGAGAUGAUGGUGCAGGCUCUGGAGAUGCCCCACAACCUGGCCACCAGCCAGGGCUCCCACAAGCUCAUCCCCGUGCUAUACCACGUCUACUCCUUCCGGAGCUUCCGCCAGAUUGGCAUUGUGAAGCCACACCCGGCCUACACGCAGCUGCUGGCCACCGCUGCGGAGACCACACUGACCUUUGAGUCAGCCCACAUGCCCAUGCUGUGCCCCCCACUGCCCUGGACCUCCUCGAACACGGGCGCCUUCCUGCUGAGCCACACCAAGCUGAUGCGUGGCGUGGACAGCAACAUGGAGCACCAGCGCCUGCAUAACUGCCCCACUGCCGAGCUGCAUGGUGCGCUUGACUCUCUCACUCAGCUGGGGAACUGCGCCUGGUGCGUCAACGGGCGCCUGCUGGACCUGGUGCUCCAGGUCUUCCGGGACAAGGGCAGUGUCCGCCUGGGUGUGCCGCCGCCCAUCUCGGAGGCGCCCCAGCCACCAACCGUGCUGCCGCCCCACGUGUCCCUCAUUCAGAAGGCCGACAUCCGGCGGGAGCUGCUGCACUGCCAGAAGGUGACACGCGAGAUGCACAGCAUGCGCAUGGAGGCCCUGUACCGCCUCUCGCUGGCCCAGCACCUGCGGGGCCGUAUCUUCUGGCUACCCCACAACAUGGACUUCCGCGGCCGCACCUACCCCUGCCCACCUCACUUCAACCACCUGGGCAGCGACCUGGCCCGGGCCCUGCUGCAGUUCGCCGAAGGCCGCCCCCUGGGUCCCCACGGCCUUGACUGGCUCAAGAUCCAUCUGAUCAACCUCACCGGCUUCAAGAAGCGGGACUCGCUCAAGACCCGCCUGGCCUUUGCCAACCAGAUGAUGGACGACAUUCUGGACUCUGCAGACCAGCCCAUGACGGGCAGGAAAUGGUGGAUGGAGGCUGAUGAGCCCUGGCAGACUCUGGCCUGCUGCAUGGAGGUAGCGCAGGCCGUGCGCUCCCCCGACCCUGCUGCCUUUGUUUCCCACCUGCCUGUUCACCAGGACGGCUCCUGCAAUGGUCUACAGCAUUACACUGCCCUGGGCCGAGACAGCAUCGGUGCCGCCUCCGUCAACCUGUUACCCUCGGACCUGCCACAAGAUGUGUACAGUGAGGUGGCUGCGCAGGUGGAGGUGUUCCGCAUGCAGGACGUGAAGAAGGGCGAUCCCAUGGCGCAGCUGCUGGAGGGCUUCAUCAGCCGCAAAGUCGUGAAGCAGACAGUGAUGACGGUGGUGUACGGCGUCACCCGCUACGGCGGCCGACUCCAGAUUGAGAAGCGCCUCCGGGAGCUGAGCAACUUCCCCCAGGAUUACGUUUGGGAGGCCUCGCACUACCUGGUUCGCCUGGUCUUCAAGAGCCUGCAGGAGAUGUUCUCAGGUACCCGGGCCAUCCAGCAAUGGCUGAGCGAGAGCGCACGCCUCAUCGCACAGGCAGGCCAUGCCGUGGAGUGGGUCACCCCCCUUGGCGUCCCUGUCAUCCAGCCCUACUACCAGGACACCAAGUACCAGGUCCACGGCGGGAUUCAGAGCAUCACCUGCACCACCACUGUGAACAGCAACCAGAAACCCAACACACUGAAGCAGAGGAAUGGCUUCCCCCCCAACUUCAUCCAUUCGCUGGACUCUACCCACAUGAUGCUCACAGCGCUGCACUGCUACAGGAAGGGGCUGACCUUCGUCUCUGUGCACGACUGCUUCUGGACGCACGCGGCUGACAUCCCCGUCAUGAACCAGGUGUGCCGUGAGCAGUUCAUCAAACUGCACAGCCAGCCCAUCCUGCAGGACCUGUCCGCCUACCUUCUGAAGCGCUUCUGCAACCCCGACAUCUGGUCCCACAAGUCCUCGGAUCAAGCCUUGCUGUCCCAGCUGCAGGGCUGGCUGAAGUCCGUGCCCCAGACCGGAGACUUCGACCUGGAGCAGGUGAAGCACUCCAAGUACUUCUUCAGUUGACUGCCCCGCUCUGCUCUGCCCCGCCCCGCC